GGAGGAGGGUACCGAACCCUGCUAGUGGUCCCCCAAGAGAAGCUCACUCGCCGCCUAAAGUAAAGCGUCGGCGACGCGGCGCACAGCGUCCAUUCUGGCGCAGACAACUUUGCGGCCCCAUUUUUUUUUUCGUGCGCAACUCCUCACGUCUGGGAAUCCAUCCGCGCUCGCUCCAGCCUCUUCCGCUUAUUGGAUUUCUACGCGAAGACGAACGCGCAGCGUUUUGCGGGGACUUUUGCAACCUUUCGUUUCCUGCUCGCGUAGACUCGGUUCGGUUUCGCCGCGGUCCACUUUUGGCAGAGCCGAUGCACGAUGCGUUGCGUUUAAGAGCCGAAUCUGCAAGUAGAAAGUGCCAAAUUAAGCCCAGAUGGCGAACGAGCGCAAUCGCACCAUUGUGGUGAAUUACAUCAGCCACAAACUCUCCAAACGCGGCUACGAGUGGGGGUUCGGCGCCGCUCGGGAGGAGAACGGCGACGGCGGUGCCGCCGCCGCCGCCGCCGAUAACGGCGUACCGCUCGCCCCCUCGUCGACGUCGGUGCUCCGGUGCCGCGAAGUCGUCAGCGCCGGGCCCGACCGCGACUGCGCCCCCAAGCGAAGAAGCUCCGGUUCCGACAUCCACAGGGUCCUGCGCGAGGCCGGCGACGAACUCGAGAGACUUUACCAGCCGGACUUCACCGAGAUGUCGCGGCAGCUCUACCUCUCCUCCUCCAUGGCUCAGCGGCGCUUCGCCGAGGUGAUCGACGAACUGUUCCGGGACGGCGUCAACUGGGGCCGGAUCAUCGCCUUCUUCGAGUUCGGCGGUAACGUGUGCGUGGAGUGCGCCGCGAAGGAGGAGAUGACGUCGCAGGUGGACAACAUUGCCGAGUGGAUGACCGAGUACUUGAACGGACCCCUCGGCCGCUGGAUCCAGGACAACGGGGGCUGGGAUGCUUUUGUGGAGCUUUACGGCCGUCAGAGGGACUCGGUCUUCAACUGCUCGUGGCCCUCCAUCAAGACCGUCUUCAGCCUGGCCGCGCUCGGGGCGGCGAGCCUCACCAUCGGCGCCUACCUUACGCAGAAGUAAGCCGCCUUGUCCUCCUUUAGUUCACAUCCCCUCCACCACCAGUAAAGACACACUAAGUGAUGGCGGCGUGCACCUCAUCACUUUGACAACACCGAGGACAAUGGAAGAUUCUUCUUUUCUGCUUUCCCAAAGCCGCCUGCUUCUCUGCUAGUAGUAAGCAUGAACCUUGUGUUAGCGUAGACAGUAGUUGCAUGUGUCAAGUGGGAGACGAGACGACGGGACGAACGACUGCGGUGCCCCUGCUUGUUAGGGUGGAGGACCCCAUUUGAAGCGUGGACUCCGGUUACCCCCUUGCGCCCCCUCCCUCGGCAGCCACCCAUCAAAAGGACUUCCUGUGAAGAACAGCUGCUCAGAAUGUAUAAUGGACCGGCUUUGUAAGCGUGUACGUGUGUGAGAUACUGUACACUGUGCAGACAUAAGUAUUGGGACACCUGCAGGAACCCGCAAUGCGGUGGAACCUCAAAGAUUGAACGCAAUCCAAUUUUCUCCAAUGGAAAUCACGUAGAGAGAAAUAAUCUGUUCCUGGGUCCAACUGCCCCUUCAUAAAAUUGAAAAAAUGUAAAUAUUAACUGUACAGCCCAUGUUUUAAGCAGUGGCGGGCCGUGCAUUUGGUACCUGGGACUUCAAUGGGGACACGCUCGACUUGGGCGACGAGUUUUCAUGAGUGGCCGGACGUCGGUCACUAGUUUUGUUGCAAUUUAUAAUUUGAAUCACAGGUGAACAGCGUCGCAAUGUCGCAAAUGUAACUACACAAAAUUGCCGCGUUGAAAAACUUUGACCGGUACUAAACUUUGACGAAUACUUGACUUCCAUUUUGGAGAUAAUGCUGCAAUUGUGUUCAGUUAUUGAAUUUGCCAAAGGCGGCUGCUACAUUGAGUCAAAGGUUUAGAAUACAUUUUUGUUUGUCGACUGAUUCCAUGAUAUCUUUUGUAAAUCAAAUAAUUUAUUUGUUCUGUGAUUUCAUUUCAGAGUAAAAUGAGAAAUUGAACCCCAUUACUAAUAAGCUUGAAAAAAACUGGCGUGUUCUAAUACUUUUGACCUUUAGUGUAUAUGUACAUAUGAUUACGAUAUGUGUCCCAAUACUUGUGUCCAUAUAAUGCACUCUCUCAGCUGGAUGUUCAAAAGUUCUGCGAGUGGAAUUUUGGCUCCAAAACGUUCAAGCACAGAGAAAUGAAACGUUUGGAGGAUACAAAAAAAAAAAAAAAGAAGUGCGACAGUGAAGAAAAGGAGGGAGAAGCACGUUGAAUCGAGCACAAAAGGAGAAGCAGAUGAGGCAAUUUAGCAUUUUGAGGAGGGGAAUUAGCAAAGCAGCAUUCAUUCCUGGUGUAAAAAGAAGUCAUCGCCAACUUCAUGACAUGUUCUGUGUUUUUGUUGUUGUUGUUGUUGUUGCUGCUUUCCACCUGUGUAGCAGUAGCGCACACAUACUCGUGCGCUCCAGCUGCUGCUGUGCCUAAAGCAGGGUACACAAAUAUAAAGUUUUGGUUUUUUUUUUUAAUGUGAGAGACCCAACACAAGGGUGCGCUUACUGCUCCUUAGUGUGUGCUACACUGUAAAACGCAGCAACUGCACACGCGAUCAUAAAUACUGAGCAGGUUCAACAUUUAGGAUUGUCUCUGACCAUUUUCAUGAGCAGGUUGGGGAGGAAAUAUCGCUCUUAACACACCCCACGCCACAGGAUAAUCGCUUAAGAUAAUCAUUGAGAGACAUAUGAUAAUCAGGCCUUGGUGUUGAUUUCGCCGGAAGUGGGAAAAAUCUUUGGUGUUAACGGUAUGUUUGUACCCUGCCCAGUAGUGACUUCAACCACGAGAAUUUGGAAAAUCACAGCGCACCCCCCACCCCCCCCCCCCCCCAAAAAAAAAACAAAAAAAGAAAAGACAAAAAAUAAUCAGUUCCUGUGUGCUGGAACCUGAGAAGUCCCUCCCCUCAUCGAUGUUUUAUUGAUGUUUGUCUUGUGUUUCAGUCUGACAGAAAAACUGGAAGUGAUCCAUAAUUAUUUGUGUGUACAGUUUUUUUUUUUUUUAAUCUUCAAGUCUUUGCAUGAGUGAAAAGACACUGAUGUCUCACAAUAUUUAUAGAUCAGAAAUGCAUAGAAGACAAAAACAACAACAUUGUCUAUUUAUUGAGAGGUACCAGAUUUUUAACAGUAAAGUCAGUGAUUUUAACCUGUUUUUUUGUUCCCUCUUUCUUUCUAUGAAAUAACACUGUAACAACAUUAUUUUCUGGCUGCUAUUGUAACAACACAAUGUUUUAAAAGUGAAUUUAAAGUGUCCAUAUUGGCUUGAGGCUGCUACACGGUUAAUUUCACAUAUACAGCUGAAACUGCCACAGUCUCGUCCUAGAUAGCUGCAAACCAAAGUCAAUUUGUAUUCAUGUUUAAUUUAAAUUGUCUAUGUUAACUGUACUAUAAUCCGCUUCAUGCUGUAAAUGGUUCAUUUACGUCCACGACAUCAUCUCCCGCUGUGUGCGUGCGCGUUUGUGUGUAGGGAGCAGGCCACAAUGCAAAAAGCAGCCACAGCUAUAUCAGCAAUACAACUGUAUUUUUAAUUGUUGAAAUAUAUUCCUUGUGCAUAUAAGAAUGUAGGCACUAUGGUUGCUGUACUGUUUUACACCUAUAAUCGCAAACCUGUAGCACUUAAAGAGGAAAAAAAAAAAAAAAGAAAGUGAAAUGUGUUUUCUGUUGUUUACUGCUAUAAUCCACGAUAAGCUAGGGGAUCCCAUCGUUCCUAAUAAAAAACACUUUGUCGAGUAGCCGCCAAGUCUGCUCGUUGAGUCUCA
Messenger RNA from Phyllopteryx taeniolatus (common seadragon), 3838 nucleotides. It is a transcript of the gene bcl2b, whose product is annotated as BCL2 apoptosis regulator b. The coding region runs from base 368 to 1063 and encodes 231 amino acids. The transcript has 2 exons. The record is from RefSeq and is a predicted model, not a curated record. Gene Ontology annotation, cellular component: mitochondrial outer membrane. NCBI's taxonomy places the organism in Eukaryota, Metazoa, Chordata, Actinopteri, Syngnathiformes, Syngnathidae. Gene Ontology annotation, biological process: extrinsic apoptotic signaling pathway in absence of ligand; intrinsic apoptotic signaling pathway in response to DNA damage; negative regulation of intrinsic apoptotic signaling pathway. Gene Ontology annotation, molecular function: protein homodimerization activity; protein heterodimerization activity.